Gambusia affinis (western mosquitofish) is the source of this 1148-nucleotide messenger RNA. It is a transcript of the gene lhfpl5a, whose product is annotated as LHFPL tetraspan subfamily member 5a. The record is from RefSeq and is a predicted model, not a curated record. Gene Ontology annotation, cellular component: plasma membrane. Lineage: Eukaryota; Metazoa; Chordata; Actinopteri; Cyprinodontiformes; Poeciliidae. The transcript is spliced from 3 exons. The coding region runs from base 4 to 654 and encodes 216 amino acids. Gene Ontology annotation, biological process: detection of mechanical stimulus involved in sensory perception; sensory perception of sound.
GGGAUGCUUCCUGCUCAAGAAGCGGCCAAGAUCUACCACACCAACUACGUGCGCAACGCCCGGGCCAUGGGCGUCAUGUGGCAGGUGUUCACAGUCACCUUCGCGGUCAUCAUGGUGGUGGUGUUCAUCCAGCCCUACUGGAUCGGGGACAGCGUGAACACGCCGCAGGCGGGCUACUUCGGCCUGUUUCACUACUGCAUCGGGAACGCGCUCACCUCGGAGCUCACCUGCAAAGGGAGCGCGCUGGACUUCGGCUCCAUCCCGUCCGGGGCCUUCAAGACGGCCAUGUUCUUCGUGGGGAUCUCCAUGCUGCUGAUCGUGGGAAGCAUCGUCUGCUUCAGUCUCUUCUUCUUCUUCAACGCCGGGAGCGUCUACAAGAUCUGCGCCUGGACGCAGCUGGCCUCCAGUACGUGCAUGGUGAUCGGCUGCAUGAUCUAUCCCGACGGCUGGGACUCGGACGAAGUGAAGCGCAUGUGUGGCCAGCGGACUGACAAAUACACCCUGGGUAACUGCACGGUGCGCUGGGCCUACAUCCUGGCCAUCAUCAGCAUCAUGGACUCACUCAUCCUGUCCUUUCUGGCCUUCAGCCUGGGCAGCCGGCAGGACAAGCUGCUGCCCGAGGACUUCCAGGUUGAGGAGAAGGAUAAAGCAUAGAUCCCUGGUGAACACAAUGAGGAGAUGCAACCAACUCAACACUGAAAUAAACGCCCAAGAGUUUACCGGCAGCCUCGGCGAAAAAACCUUCAUGUCCUUCCAGAAACAACUCCGACAGAGCGAAGGUGUUCCACUGACCUCUGGCUUCAAUACUUUUGACAGAAAAUUAGGUCAAAAUCUCUCAGUCAAUCUUUAACCAGACGAUACAAUCGACUAUCCACUAUAAAUAUUUAAUGACAUUAAAUUGAUCAAACCGUUCUUAUAGUUGCUGGUCAUAUUUUUUGGGGCGAUUUCACUGUUUUGAGGAUUUCUCUUUGAAGAUGGAAGACCUGCUUGUUGUCAAUCGAAGCUUUAGUUCUCCACAGAUUAGAAUAAAAUUUAAAAAAGUAAAAAUAAAAUCAGAUCCAAGUCACAAACGGAAUUUGUGUUUAGGAGAAACACAAAUUCCCCAAGUUUUCUAAGUGUUUCUUCAGAAGAAAAACUUUGGUAAAACA